GACCCAAGUGCAUGGGGGGUGCUGUUUGGGUGGCUUACAGCAGUGCACUCUGCUUAUCCUGCCACAAAACAUUCUUAACACAGCCAUGAGAGAGACCACUGAGGAAUACAGGCCAUUCGCAGCACAGCUGUCCAAUGUUUACCUCACCAUCCUGUCCCUCUUCUGCUUCAAACUUUUCAUUAGAAUUACCCUUAAUCUACUCGCGCACUUCUACAUCAUCAAAGGCAACCGCAAGGAGGCUGCCCGGAUUUCAGCUGAGUUCUAUGAUAAUGGUCAAGGGCAUGGGUCUUGGGCCGACCGCUCUGCUCUUCAUGAUGCUGCCAGCCAAGGACGACUGCUGGCUCUCAAGACCCUCAUUGCACAGGGCCACAGCGUGAAUAUGCUGACAAUAGACCACGUUAGCCCUCUUCAUGAGGCGUGCAUAGGGAGCCAUGUUGCCUGUGCCAGAGCCCUGAUAGAUGCUGGAGCCAACGUUAAUGUGACAACUAUAGAUGGAGUGACUCCAUUGUUUAAUUCCUGCUCAGCUGGCAGUUUGGAAUGUCUAGAGCUGCUUUUGCAGAGUGACGCCAGACCAGAGGCCCUGGCUCUAUGCCAGCCUUCACCCAUCCAUGAGGCAGUCAGCAGGGGCCACAGCAAGUGUGUGGAGGCACUGAUUGCAUGGGGUGUGGAUGUGGACUAUGAAAUCCCUCACAUGGGCACUCCUCUCUACAGUGCUUGUCGAUGUCAGGAGUUCUUAUGUGCCCGCAAGCUGCUCGAUGGAGGUGCAAAUGUACAGAGAGGCACACAUUUGGAGAGUCCUCUUCAUGCAGCAGCCCAGAAAGACUGUAUAAGCAUAGUGACGCUCCUGCUAGAAUUUGGGGCAGAUGUAAAUGCACGCAACCUGGAGUAUAAGCGGCCCGUGGAGGCUGCUCCUCCAGGGAGCCUUACAGAGGGAUUCCUAUUGAUUUAUGAAGCGACACCCCGUUCUCUGCGUCAACUGUGCCGUCAGCAAAUCAGGGAGAGUUUGGGACGUUCCCGACUGCACCUUCUACCACAUUUGCCCCUCCCUAAAGCCAUGAAGAACUUUCUACAAUAUAGAUAAUGUCCUUAUGUUUGCUUAGUAUUACUGUAUUGACUUCGUGUCUGUGGCCUGAUUUAACAAGAAUAUGCCAGUGAUGGUAUAUAAAUAAACUUGUGACUGGUACCCAAUUUUGUUUAUCUUACUUU
This is a messenger RNA of Sinocyclocheilus rhinocerous, 1206 nucleotides long. RefSeq names its product ankyrin repeat and SOCS box protein 5-like. The transcript has 7 exons. Gene Ontology annotation, molecular function: protein binding. Gene Ontology annotation, biological process: protein ubiquitination; intracellular signal transduction; positive regulation of protein catabolic process. Bases 86 to 1081 code for a protein of 331 amino acids. Lineage: Eukaryota; Metazoa; Chordata; Actinopteri; Cypriniformes; Cyprinidae. The record is from RefSeq and is a predicted model, not a curated record.